AUGGAGUACACAGAAAAUCCUGUGAAAGAAUCAAACGAACAUUUACUGUUAAACAUAUCUGAAUCUGAUUUGGCAACUCAGCUGGAAAAUUCUUCGGAAGGAAUGAAAAUUCCGCUUUAUAUUUAUAUUAUAGCCUCUCUGCUAAAUGCAGCAAUAUUUCUUGUUGGAACUGUUGGGAAUAUCCUGGUGAUUAUUGUUGUAAUAAGGGUUAGAAAUAUGCGGACUCCUACAAAUGUGUUCUUGCUGAACCUUAGUGCUGCUGAUGUUUUGGUGUUAGUUGUUUGUCAACCAGCCGGCCUCCUGGAAUUCUUUGGAAAAGAUAGAUGGUUUCUUGGAGGGAUCAUGUGCAAACUUGUACCUCUGAUGGAGAACGGAGUGCUACAUGUGUCUAUAUUGACUAUGUUAGCAGUAACGUUUGAACGCUACAAUGCCUUGUGUCAUCCCUUUAAAUACCGCAUGGCUUCUACAAUAUCCGUUACUAUAAAAACAAUCGUUGGCAUCUGGAUCGUUGGAACAAUUUUGACUUUACCAUUCUUGGCUAUGACUGAACACGAGGACGCAUUAUUUUAUGACGGGUCUCCAAUUAAAGUAUGCCGUACAAAAGUGAACGAAAUGUGGCGCUACUGUUACACAAUAUUCAUAUUCAUCGCUUUCUUUGCAUUGCCUUUAUUCAUAUUGAUAGGCCUUUACACUCUUAUUAUCAAACAGUUGAUGUCAGACAAGUUAAAAUCCUUGGCGCAGAAUAAUCGAACGGCAGUAAACACACAACGAUCGAGAAAGCAAGUUGUUCAGAUGCUCAUAUUUAUCAUUGUGCUGUUUUUCGUAUCACUUUUCCCAAUCAGAGUCUUUUCGCUCUGGCUUAUUUUCACGCCUCCAGCAGAAGCAAUGCAAAUUGGCCUAGAAGCAUAUCUUAACCUGAUAUCAUGGGCUAGAAUUCUGAUGUAUAUCAACAGCGCAGGAAACCCGAUAAUAUACAGCUUGACAUCGACAAAGUUCAAAAGUGCAUUCAAGAGGGUACUAAGGCGAAACAACAAUUUUCAGACAGGUGGUGUGACAUCAACUAAAUAUAGCUUCAAGCGGAACCAAAAUAGACCUGGUAAUAUAGUUACUACUCCUUUGUCACGUUUAAGUGGUACAAACCUAUCCUCAGUAAGAUCAAAACUGUCUAGGAAAACUUCCUCGUCCAGCUCACGAGGCAGACAGUGCAACCCGCAAGAGUACGAUUAA
This is a messenger RNA of Mercenaria mercenaria, 1227 nucleotides long. RefSeq names its product QRFP-like peptide receptor. Gene Ontology annotation, biological process: G protein-coupled receptor signaling pathway. Gene Ontology annotation, cellular component: plasma membrane. Gene Ontology annotation, molecular function: G protein-coupled receptor activity. The transcript has 2 exons. The record is from RefSeq and is a predicted model, not a curated record. NCBI's taxonomy places the organism in Eukaryota, Metazoa, Mollusca, Bivalvia, Venerida, Veneridae. Bases 1 to 1227 code for a protein of 408 amino acids.